This is a messenger RNA of Mytilinidion resinicola, 624 nucleotides long. RefSeq lists its product as uncharacterized. Lineage: Eukaryota; Fungi; Ascomycota; Dothideomycetes; Mytilinidiales; Mytilinidiaceae. The coding region runs from base 1 to 624 and encodes 207 amino acids. The transcript has 4 exons. The record is from RefSeq and is a predicted model, not a curated record.
AUGAAUUUUAUUGACAUCAUUAUUGGCUACACUGGCUGGGCUAUCAUGAUCCUCUGCAGCGGGUAUUGUGUUGGGAGUCAUAUAUACGCUGCAUUAUACGAAACAACGGAACGCAGCAGAUCACCGCAACCUAUCAUCAUCUCAUCAGUGUCCUUCUUCUUCGUUGUCUUCGGCUUUGUAUCAUCUUUUUUCAGCAAGGGCUUUAAGCCAGGCUCCUGUGAAUCCCCUAACAAAUGGGCCACUGUCAUAAUUGUGGCGCUUCAGUGUGCGCACCAGACCCUAUGCCUAUACGAUUGUGACCGCCAAAUGAACCUCUCCGGUCGGGAGUGUUCGAUUUCCGGUUGGAAGCGUUUGAGUUAUUACAUCACAAAGUUUUUACGGUUGGGUUCACCGAUAUGGCUGGUUGGAGUAAUUCUAACCUUUGUAUUUGAAUUAUAUAUCUCUCAUUUUGCGUGGAUUUUGAGAUGUAUCACGGCAUCAAUGUGGACACUGAAAGCCGCGAAUCAUGUUGACCGCAGCUCGCGGCUCAUUAAGUACGAGCUUGACAUUUGGCGUACUCAGCUAGAAGCUAUCGUGGGAUUUCAGAGGCACGGAGAUGCCACGCCACCAUCCCACACACCUUAA